This is a messenger RNA of Apiotrichum porosum, 2754 nucleotides long. RefSeq lists its product as uncharacterized. The transcript is spliced from 2 exons. The record is from RefSeq and is a predicted model, not a curated record. Bases 1 to 2754 code for a protein of 917 amino acids. Lineage: Eukaryota; Fungi; Basidiomycota; Tremellomycetes; Trichosporonales; Trichosporonaceae.
AUGUCCCCGCCAACGGGCUCGUCGAGCUCCACAACACAGUGGCACAGCGUCAGCCCCUUGACACGCCCACUCUCCAUCUCCAUCCUUGAACUCGCCCCCACGUCCGUCACCCUCGCCCUCACACGAUCCCCGCCUUCGGCUCCAGGACCGUCGUCCGCGACAAGCCUGCACCACCUCACACAGCAUCUCGCGCACUCGCAUCACGCUCACGCCCACCCUCAUUUGCACGGCAGCCAUGGACACGCAGCAGGCGGUGCCUCGUCUGGGGGUGCGUCCAGCUCAAGUAAUGGCGUGACACACUCGAACAGCAAGAAGAAGAAAAAGAAGCGCCAUUCCAACGCGCACACCCACCACGCGGGCGACAGCGACGACGCAGCAGACGAUGGUGAUGAUGAUGGCAAUGCCAUCCCCGGAGCGUAUCCCUACUCGUCAAUGCUCUCCGAUGGACAAACGUUCAAAGACAUGCUGAGUCACGGUGUCGUUGUCACUCUGGACGGCAUGCCAUGGUCGCGUAUCGUCGCACACGUGAGCGACGACGAGGACGAGGACGGAGGGGUUCCAGGAACAAGCGAUGAUGAAGGCGACUGGGAGGAUGAGUGGGAUCACCAUGGCGAUGGCACCGAGGAAGGACUCGCCAACUCGAGCUGCACCGAGCACGGCCAGCUCCCCCGUCGCCGCAGACGCCAACGGCCUUUGGGUGCAGACCAGACUAGGCCCGCUGGAUCUCCUCGAACUAAGCCCACGGAGAAGCCGGAUCGUGGACCCCGAUGGGAUCGCGAACGUGCCGUUGUCGUCGUAUAUGAUCUCGACCCCAGCAAGGAGCACGAGAUUGAGCUGCAGAUUGUCGGCCUCGCCGGCGAGAUCAAGGAGAGCAUCCCCGUUUCCAACACUAUCCUUAUCUCCCCGCUGCCUACCACCGGCUCAUCGCUGCACCCCCGCUCGCGUGCCAACUCGCUACGUUCGAGGUCGCGUCCCAGGUCCCGAUCCAACUCGAUCAACACCGCACCCGUCCACCCCGUUCCCUCUCCACUGGGCACUGAGAUCCCCUCGUCUCCUGGCCGUUCCUCAACUCCGCUCCCUGACGAGCGCGUUGUGCCGACUUCGAUUCUUAGCCCAAUCGACGCGCAGACUGCGCAGACACGCCACCUCAUUGCGGCAGCACAUGCCGAGCGCGAACACCUCCAGCUCCAGAUCAAGGAGGCCCGCAAGACGGCCCAGCGCUCUGAGGCGUCGUUGCGCACCGAAAUUGAGUCGAUGAAGAAGAGCAAUGAGAAGGCCGGCAGCAGCGACCAACGCAACAAGCAGAAAUACCUGGCCCUCCAAGAACAGGUCAAGCAGGGCUGGGCCGGUUCCGAGACUGCCAACACUGAGACUGGAGAGGUCAAGGCUGCGAUGCCUGCUCUUGAGGCCCGUCUUGCUGCCGUCAACACCGAUCUGGAGGCUGUGCACGCCGACUGGAUGGCUGUCAAGGAAACCGAAGAAGACGCGCGCGAGGCCGACAGGAAGAACCGCGCCGACGAGGACCGCAAGUUGGCCGAGGUUAACAGCAAGAUUGACAAGGCGCGUGCACGCAAGGACAAGAAGGAGGCCGAGCGCACCGAGCUGUUGAAACGUCUCGAGGACCUGGAACACCAGCGCGAAGAGAUUGAGCGCAAGGCCGAUGAGGAGAAGACGAUGCGUCGCGCAGGUUACUACCCUGGUUUGCGCUGGGAACAGGCCCAGGCCCAAGCCCAGGCUAGUGGUGUCGGUGGCCCUGGCGGUGCUGCCGUCCCUGGCGAGUUUGGUGCUGGCGGUGGGGCCUUUGCCGAACGUGGUGGCAGCCUGUCUGCUCGCCCCAGCAUGAACAACAUUGGCACUGCUGGCGGGUUUGGCAGCACCGGAACCGGCUUCCGUCCUCGCGGCGGCUUCACCCAUCGCUACCCGUCUGGUGGCCGUCAACAGGCUCCCCCGGCCCAACCCAGUCCCACCCUGAACCAAACGUUCUUCCCACCCAACGCACCAACGUCACCGGUGUGGAAUACGACCAUGUCCAAGCCCAAUGCAACCAACACUCGCGGAAGUGGUGGCGGCAGCGGCACCAAUCCAGCUGCUGCUCCCUUCCUGCCGUCUGGAUUCUCCAACACGGCUGGAGGUGGCCCCGCAUCCAACGCCAGUGGCACGUUUGACCCGGCACUCCACACUGCAUUCAUGCCUCCCCAGCUCCAGCACCGGAUCUAUCUGCCCAACAGCGUCCGCCCACGCCCGACCCCCAACUUCCACCCUCCGCCGAGCGUCCUCGCUGAGCAGCAAGCCCAGGCCGCCUCAUCCUCUGGGUCGAGCUCAAACUCGUCGCUUGUCUCGCCCACGGGAGGAUCAGGCAGCGUCAAGCCCUCGCCACUUUCACCUGCGUUCCCGCCUCUCCCCACCCACUCUCCACCUACGUCACGCGCUUCGACCGCUUCCAACUCUGCCGGCGGCCCAAGUCUCGCGUCAAUUGUCACAAGGGCAGUGUUGGCCCCUACCAGCAACGCCCUGGUCGUCGGCGCUGGCCCGGGCCCGAUCGGGACUGGCGGAGGACGGUCCCCGACAUCUCCACAGAACCACUCGCAACACGGCCACAACAACGGUGGCGGCAAAGAGUUCCCACCGCUCUCUCCCACGGCCGUGCCCUUCCAGUCGCCGGCGCACACCACGCCGACACGCGUGACACCACCGCCGGGCAUGCAUGCCGCCGGGUGGGGUGCAGUCGGUUCCGCAGUGGACGGCGGUGCGUAG